UAGAAUAGAUACAUAUAUUUUUCAGACUAACGUUUAAAACCUCAAAAUGAUCGGGAAAAGUAACAAGAUGCAGAACUACAUCAACUGCAGGAUGAGGGUCAUUCUUCAGGACUCUAGAACCUUCAUCGGACAGUUCAAAGCUUUUGACAAGCACAUGAACGUUAUCCUAGGAGACUGUGAGGAGUUUAGAAAACUCAAACCUAAGUCUGCCAAGUCUGCAGAGAGAGAGGAGAAGCGGGUUUUGGGUCUAGUUCUGCUCCGCGGAGAGAACAUUGUGUCCAUGACUGUUGAGGGACCUCCUCCUCAGGAUGAAGGUAUGCCCCGUGUUCCUGUUCCUGGAGGUGGAGGACCAGGCAUGGGCCGAGCAGCAGGACGUGGUAUCGGUGGUCCAGGAGGAUCCCAGCCAGGACUCUCAGGUCCAGUCAGAGGAGUUGGUGGACCUUCACCUCAAAUGAUGGCACCAGGAGCUCAUGCCUCCGCGCCUCCGAUGCGCGGAGCUCCCCCCGGAGGUUUCGGAGGACGAGGAGGAUUUUAAAUCAAAUAAAUAUCUACACUUGCUGAAACAUCUUUUAAUUAAUCUUAAGAUCUCCGUAUUGUAAUUCCUUUUUUUCAGA
Molecule: messenger RNA, 614 nt
Organism: Eurytemora carolleeae
Lineage: Eukaryota; Metazoa; Arthropoda; Copepoda; Calanoida; Temoridae
Product: small nuclear ribonucleoprotein-associated protein B-like
Exons: 3
Coding region: 47-535 (162 amino acids)
Biological process (GO): mRNA splicing, via spliceosome
Cellular component (GO): cytoplasm; U4 snRNP; U2 snRNP
Molecular function (GO): RNA binding
Source: RefSeq, a predicted model, not a curated record